AUGGCCGAGCUGAACAGGACUGCCCUGGAGCGUGCGACAAAGGUCAAGAUCGAGCUCGAGGCAGACGAGGACGAGAUCGCCCUGGCCGACAAGAUCAUCGCCGAGAGCAAGCGCGACGGGUACCGGUCGCUUUCCGUUGAGGAGAGCGAGAGCGACGAGUACAUCGAGAGCGACGACCAGGACGAGGACGAGGACAUGGACGAUGUUUCUGAGUUCGAGGACGAAACAGAGCGGAAUUCGCGGCCCAAACGCAAGUCGCGCGGCGGUUCUGUUGUUUCCAAGCCGUCGUCGCGACAAGGGUCUGUUCCAGUGCUGAAGGAGGAAGAGUUGGCCCCAUUGAAGAUGAGUUCGAUCAAAUUGAUGGCUAUUCCAGACGUUGAUCGUGCCGAGGACCAGCUGCUGAACUUUGCGGACGAGGAGAAGUCGCUGUUCUACGACGGCCACGAAGGCUACUUUGAGCAGCAGAAACUGAAGAACAAGAAACCCGGAACCGCGUCGAUGGCCAUGGCUCCCGAACUCACGUACGAGGAGUAUGACAAGUACAACGAGAUCCUGGCGCUCAGUUGUAAGACGGAGGUGGCCAACUUGAACAACUACUACCGUCUGCAGUUUAGUCAGUGGGCGUUUGAAUUGCAACAAGGGUUUGGACUGGCUUUCUACGGCGUUGGCUCCAAACGGCUGCUGGUGCUGGAGUUUCUGCAGAAAUACCUGCUACCACGGUCCAAGAACGUGAAAUGCCUGGUUGUGAACGGGUACAAUCCGGAUUUCCGUGUCAAGACGCUGCUCACGGCGGUCCAAGAGACGGUCUUCGGCAUUAAGAACGCCAUUGCUCCACACAUCCACGAAACACUGUCCAAUAUCAAGGACAACUUCAACCAACAAGGCCAGCACGUGCAGCUGGUCCUGCUCAUCAACAACAUCGACGGCGACUCGUUGCGCACAGACAGAAUGCAGCAGGUGAUCAGUGAGCUGGCAGGGAUCCCCCAGAUCCAGUUUGUUUGCACGAUAGACAACAUCAGCACGCCUCUUUUCUGGAACUCGAGCAUGCUCUCGAGCUUCAACUUUGUCUGGCACAAUCUCACGACAUAUCUCUCCUACAAGGUGGAGAAUGGGUUCAAAGACCCGCUCGGUUUGGGCAAGAGCAACAAGUACGUUGGUAGCAAAGGUGUGAAGUACGUGCUGAGCUCGCUCACCUCCAAUGCCAAGAACUUGUACCGAAUGCUGAUCUUGCAACAGCUGGAAAAAAUCGAUCUGAGUCUCAACCACGACGACCUGGCCAAGCGCGCGGCCACCAAGGGAAGCACCAAGUACAGUCUGCUAUUCACAGAGUUCUACCAGCACUGUCUAUCUGAAUUUAUUACGUCUAAUGAGAUCUCGUUCCGAACGGUUCUUGGCGAGUUUGUGGAGCACAAGAUGUGCACGCUCACGAAGAACUCCUCUGGCGCAGAGAUACUGUACAUACCUUUCACCGUGGACGAGAUGGAGAAGCUGCUGGAAGACCAGUUUGUAUAA
Ogataea philodendri is the source of this 1512-nucleotide messenger RNA. RefSeq lists its product as uncharacterized. Gene Ontology annotation, molecular function: DNA replication origin binding. The record is from RefSeq and is a predicted model, not a curated record. Bases 1 to 1512 code for a protein of 503 amino acids. The transcript has a single exon. Gene Ontology annotation, cellular component: nuclear origin of replication recognition complex; nucleus. NCBI's taxonomy places the organism in Eukaryota, Fungi, Ascomycota, Pichiomycetes, Pichiales, Pichiaceae. Gene Ontology annotation, biological process: DNA replication.